Fusarium redolens is the source of this 2037-nucleotide messenger RNA. Its product is annotated as P-loop containing nucleoside triphosphate hydrolase protein. Lineage: Eukaryota; Fungi; Ascomycota; Sordariomycetes; Hypocreales; Nectriaceae. Gene Ontology annotation, molecular function: ATP binding; nucleic acid binding. The record is from RefSeq and is a predicted model, not a curated record. Gene Ontology annotation, cellular component: mitochondrion. The transcript has 2 exons. Bases 1 to 2037 code for a protein of 678 amino acids.
AUGUUUCGAUCCAGCCUUAGGCGCUGUGCCACUCAGGCCAGGUCCGCCGCUACAGCUGCCCUCCUCACACAGACUCGAGCCGCAUUGCCUGUCGUCCGCCGUCAGGUUUUGACAAAUCAGUCUUCUAUCGCUGUCAUCAGCCGAAUUGCUUCCAUCACACGGGCGUACAGCACCGAGGCUGUCGCUGAGCAGAAUGAGCCUGCCCCUUCAGCUGAAGCUGAGCCUGAAGUUCGCUUCUCCGAGCUCAAGGGCAUUCACCCCAACCUUCUCAAGACCAUCAUCGACGACAUGAAAUACGAUACCAUGACACCCGUCCAGGCCAAGACUAUCAAGCCUGCUCUCAAGGGCACCGAUAUCGUCGCUCAAGCCAAGACUGGUACCGGAAAGACUAUUGCAUUCCUUCUUCCUCUCCUGCAAAGAAUGAUUGAGGAAGAUAGCACACUCGCCGACAGAAAUGCUAGACGUCAAGCCCGAUCUGAUGAUAUCCGUGGAGUUAUUCUUUCUCCCACCCGAGAGUUGGCCGAGCAAAUCGCCGUUGAGGCUCGCAGAUUGGUUGCACACACUGGUCUCGUCGUCCAAUGUGCCGUUGGUGGCACUGACAAGCGCGGCAUGCUUAACCAGACUCGACGACAGGGCUGCCAUCUUCUUGUCGCUACUCCCGGUCGUCUGAACGAUCUUCUCCAGGAUCCCAACAGCGGCAUUGAUGCUCCCAAUCUGGCUGCUCUGGUCUUGGAUGAGGCCGACCGAAUGCUCGAUGUCGGCUUCGAAAGAGAGCUCAACGAAAUCAUCCAGUGCCUUCCCCGACCUGAAGAAAAGGUCCGCCAGACCAUGCUCGUUUCUGCCACAAUUCCCGACAGUGUCAUCCGCCUGGCUCGCAACAUGGUCAGGGCCAACGACUUCGAGUUUGUCCAAACCAUCCCCGAGAACGAGUCCCUUACCCACGACAAGGUUCCUCAGCAUAUCGUCCCCGUCUCUGGCUGGACUCAGGUGUUCCCCUCACUUUUUGAGCUUCUGGAGCGUGAAGCCGCAAAGAUCAAGGAAACCCCUGGUGCCAUGCCCUUGAAGGCUAUUGUCUACUUCAAUACCACCGCUUUGGUCGAGUUAGCUGGCGAGCUGUUUUUCCAGCAUCGCCAGAAUGCCAAAAACGACGGCAGCCCUUAUUUCUCUUCCUACGUUCUCCAGUCAAAGCUGACUCAACAACAACGCCAGAAAGCUGCUGAUAGAUUCCGCGAGGCCAGAUCCGGUGUCCUUCUUUCUUCUGAUGUCACGGCCAGAGGAAUGGAUUUCCCUAAUGUGACACACGUUAUCCAGGUCGAUACUCCCCGGGAUCGUGAGUCUUAUAUUCACCGUCUUGGACGAACUGGCCGACAGAACAAGGAGGGCCAAGGUUGGUUGAUCAUUCCCAGCUCUUCCGUCCGUAACGCUCGAAAGAUGCUUCAAGGUCUCCCCAUUCAGCAGAACAGCUCUCUCGACAGCGCUGAGACCGACGUGGCAAGCGGCGAGUCUACUCCUCAUCACGAGAGCACCAAGGCUCUUUUAGGCACUAUGCCUCGUUCAGUUCUCGCUUCAGCCUAUACCUCCCUGUUCGGCAUGGCCAGUGAUAAGGCGCAGAUGGCCGAAGAGGUUAACGAAUGGACACGUCAUGGCUGGGGAUGGGAAAACCCCCCAUCUGUUGCCCGUAUGUGGGUUCAGAAGAUGGGAUUAGGCGGUGUCCGAAGCAUGAAUAUUUCGGAGCCCGGCGAGCGAUUUGGUGAUCGUCCUGGUGGACGCUCCGGUGAUCGCUCCGGGGAUCGAUCCGGUGGAUUCUCACGCCGAGGAAGCAGCGACCCCUUCGAUUCUAUGGCCAGCAAUGCCCGCCGGGAUGACUUUGGACGUGGUGGCUCUGGCGGUUUUGGCCGCGGAGGCUCAAGCGGUGGUCGUUCAGGGGGCUUUGGCGGUAGCCGCUCAGGAGGUUAUGGUGGCAACCGUGGUGGCCGCGGCGACCGAAGUUCUGGUGGUGGCCGCUCAGGAGGUUAUGGCGGACGCUCUUCAUUCUAA